GACCCAGACACCAGCAGCAGCAGCGGAGGGGCGUUUGUUUCACAGGAACUGCACACUCAGCACCCAGGAGGCAGCGGAUGGAUCCAAUAAAAACGCAGUAGGACACUUCCGACGCCCAAUUUGUUGCUCACAAGGAACCGAGUGAACUCGUUCGCAGAAGAGGACCCACGUCAUUCUGUGAGACAACUCCCCCUUUUUCUUUCCUCCCCUGCCCCUGGCUGGAACUCAACAUCCACAGUUUUUGGAACAACUGGAUAAAAGGAGUUUGGAGCAGGAGCGCUAACAUGAUGACCGGGUUCAGGCUCAACUUGUCGCCGCUGAAGGAGCCGCUGGGCUUCGUCAAACUGGUGGAGUGGCUCACGGCCAUAUUUGCUUUUGGAAGCUGCGGCGGCUUCUCGGGGAGGAACAUCGUGUCCUUGUUCUGCGGCGACGGCAGCAACGAAACGCUCACGGCCAACUUCCACUACCCAUUCAGGUUGAGCCAGUUCCCGCUCGUUGAUGGAAACAACACUAUUUGCAACCGCUCCGUCACGACGACACACCUGGUCGGAGACUCUGCGUCCUCGGCGGAGUUCUUCGUGGGCAUCGCUACCGUCUGUUUCCUGUACAGCAUGGUGGCCCUGCUGGUUUAUUUAGGCUACAUGCACGUCUACAAGGACUCUGACUUUGGACCCAUUUUUGACUUUGUUCUCACGGCGAUCCUCGUCUUCCUGUGGCUGGUGUGUUCCUCCGCCUGGGCGAAGGGCCUGCAGAACGUGAAGGACGCCACGGACACUGACGGCAUCAGUGCCACGCUGGCGCUCUGCAAGGGCAGCAACAUCACCUGCGAGGUCACAGACUUCGCCAACUUGCGAACCCUCAACAUCUCUGUGGUGUUCGGUUACCUCAACAUGUUCGUGUGGGCAGGAAACGCCUGGUUCGUGUACAAGGAGACUCGCUGGCACUCUCAGAAAUUCUCUUCCCAGUCCGGACCAGGAAGGCAACAGGUCCCUGCUCCCAUCUAACGCACAGCACUCGUACAGCGACGCACGACACACAAAUACUAACACUCACAGACACAAUAAUUGACACGCACACACCAGUCACACACGUUCGAAUAUACAUGUGCGAUACAUGUAUGGACAAAUGUGCACGCAGACAUAAAUACACUCACACACAUGCAUAACAUUUUCUGUGAAUGUGAUGAAGACCAACAAAGGAUUUGGUAGGUAAUACACAAACUGGUAUUUUGUAACACAAAAUGACUAUAUGUCCCAUAAUUCCUUGCACAAUCAUUGCAUACUAGAAACUGAGGGUACAGGAGAUUUUUCUGGGGUCUAAGUGACUGUGCGGCACUUGGAUGUGCUCCAGUUUAAAGGUGCUACAUGUAAGUAUUUUAGUUUAAAACAUUUAGAAAAUAAACCAAAUGAUCAACUCAUUUUGAAGAAAUAAUAGAUUUGAUGUUAUGUCAAAGACUUCUAAGUAUUGUAUUUGAGGGAUGUCCACUGGUUAGCAUGCUAACUAGCCAGUCACAGCCAGAUAGGAAAGAUAGCGUCGUACCAGUGGCUUAAAAUCCUCGUUUUGGGGGGGGAAAUGAUCAUAUGUGAGUCGCAUCCAAGAAAACAAUAACAAUGCAAUUUAUAAAUAAACGGUGCUUUCAUAAAACACAUGCGUAAAAAUUUGACCCAUGGUCCAUAUUCACAUAGAGCAUCAUCACAAGCUAUUAGUAAACACAGACAUAGAUAGGAUCUAUAUUUUAAUAUAGCGCCACCUUAAGGGCAAGGAACCACAUUCUGCCAUAAAGAAAAUAAAUGAUAAGAGAUUGAAGUUAUUGGCAAAUUAAGGAUUGAAGUUUGGUGCUGAACUUUUCUUCUAAAAUGUUUAGUGAAUAGCUAUGUAGCGAUAGUAAACGCUUACAUACAGCAACUUUAAUGUCUUCACAUUUGCCUUUAUUUUUACCACAUACUAUAGAAAUACUAAUGCAAAUAGUGAGAAACGUGCCUUCUACCAACUAUUCCAGGGCGGUUUCUUACUCUUUAGGAAGCGAUACGUGCUCAGACGAUGAUCUAUAGCAGUGUUGUUGCUUGUCUUUAUGAACUGAGGGUUUCUUACUUCUCUGGUUAUUAUACUUGACUACAUGCUGAUCAAUGUAAGGUACUUUACACUCAUGCCGUCGCCACAAUAAGGACAAUGUGAUGAAGGUUUUCAGGGUAACACACAGAGGCUGGUAAUAUUAAAAUUAUUUUUACCAUUCAACCAUUUCAGAUAAUUGAAAUUCACAAAUAUUUCAUGAAUAAAAAGGCUGUGAAAUUUAGUCAUACACUUGCCUUGGUGUUAAAUCCUGUUUUUUUUGCACAUGUUGUAUAUUUUUAGAUACCAAAGCACUUGUGUAUGCAGAGAGUGAGUCACUCAUGCUCAUUUAUUCUUUGCUUUUCAUUCAUCGGAGUCCUGUUUGCCACAGCGGUGGUUAUCAGGCAUGGAAAGACUAAACUAGGAUUAUUCAUUUACAAAAGUAAUGUACGGCUGUUGUCUAGUACAUUGAUCUGGUGAAUCUAUCAAAGCUUUUAUUCUGAAAUGCUUUUCCUCUAUAAGGUAAAUCAAUGCAUUCAAGCAGACUUGUUACAUUUUUAAGCUUUAAGAUGCAUGAAUUGGCCUCCGAUCCAAAUAUUAUGGAGGUUAUUUGAACAUUCAGUGUUUUUCUUUUCAAAACAUGUUUAAUGCACUCGAAUGGUGUUUUAUAUGCUUUUAUAUCGUCCUUCAAAGCACAGGGAGAGUGUUAUGUCAUAAGGAAUACUUGAGUGAGAGUUAUUUAGUUCACAUGUCACUGUGUAUAUGUGCAUUUUUAAAAUCCUGUGACGGCUUUGUUGUAUUUAGUGUGCACCUCGAUGUUGGUUGCCACCCGCCAAUAAACCCAACAAAGAAGUUUGUUAAUUUGUUUCCUCUACGUUGAAUGUUGUCGGGACUUCCUCCUGCUUUUUUAUUCUAAUUUCAUCCGUCUUUUUUUUUCUUUUAUCCAAAGUAACAUUUUCUUUUUGUGUUCAUGUUAAAUCGAUCACAUCUUAUUUUUUUUGAUUGUCUAGUUUCUUUAAAUCUGUCAGGAGACACGAACAGUGAGCUUGUAUCUUUGUUUUUUACACUUUUAUUUUUCAUUUUCAGUGUACGUAGAUGGUUAGAAUGAGUCGUUUAUGUUUUAUUUUUGAUCUGUUUCUUGGUUAGUGAAACUGUACGUUGGACGGUGUCGCUGAUUCUCUGAAGGACAAACGUAAAUGUAACAGUGUGUAACUGUGUGUGUGUGUGUGUGUGUGGUGUACUGGUUAUGCUGCUGCACUCCUGUAAUCAUCACUCAACACGCCCUUAGCUUUGUCAAUGAUUCCAAUGAAUUUAAAGGAGACCUAUUAUGCUCGUCAUGCUCUCAAACUGUGGACACCGGGAGACUUUAGCUUGGUUGUACUCGGUGGAGUGUUUUGAUUUCCCGGCAGCACCAAAAAAACGAACCUUAACUGUCAUUACAAACGCUGCCCGCUCCUCCUCCCUCCUCUCGGCCCAGCCUAGUGACCCGCGUUGUGAUGUAGACGCACCCUCCGUGUUUACUGUGGGAGAGAAGAGCCCCCUCUGCUGCGGACUGAGGGAUUUGGAGCCAUGCACGUCGUAUAUCACAAAAAAAACAAUGCAACCCACUAGAGGACCGGGAAAGACUGAAAAAGCAAAAUAGGCCUCCUUUAAACUGUCUUAUCAAAGAGACACAUACACUCUGACAAAUGACCAAUUUCAAUGUACAUUUGUUUUUUCAAUAAAAAAGUAUGAUUUAUUUCAUAAA
Molecule: messenger RNA, 3796 nt
Organism: Hippoglossus stenolepis (Pacific halibut)
Lineage: Eukaryota; Metazoa; Chordata; Actinopteri; Pleuronectiformes; Pleuronectidae
Gene: sypl1
Product: synaptophysin-like 1
Exons: 6
Coding region: 285-1004 (239 amino acids)
Cellular component (GO): synaptic vesicle; synaptic vesicle membrane
Source: RefSeq, a predicted model, not a curated record